AUGUCAGCAUCAGCCAUUUAUAUCUUGGAUAUGAAGGGCAAGGUCCUUCUAUCUCGAAAUUAUCGUGGUGAUAUUGAAAUGAAUGUUAUUGAAAAAUUUAUGCAAUUAUUAUUAGAAAAUGAAGAUGAAUCUCAAUUAUCACCAAUAUUUCAACAUGGUGAUGUUGCUUUUGUUUAUAUAAAAUAUAAUAAUGUUUAUCUUGUAUGUACAACAAAAAUAAAUGCAAAUAUUGCAAUGGUUUUAUCAUUUCUUUAUAAAUGUGUUCGUGUAUUCUGUGAAUAUUUUAAAGAACUUGAAGAAGAAUCCAUUCGAGAUAAUUUUGUUAUUGUUUAUGAAUUACUUGAUGAAUUAAUGGAUUUUGGUUUUCCUCAAUCGACUGAUUCUAAAAUUCUUCAAGAAUAUAUAACACAAGAAGGUCAUAAACUUGAAGAAGUUCGUCCACCACCAGCAUUAACACAUCAAGUUAGCUGGCGAUCAGAUGGAUUAAAAUAUCGAAAGAAUGAAGUAUUUCUUGAUGUAAUCGAAUCGGUUAGUUCCAAUGGUAAUGUUCUUCGUUCAGAAAUCCAUGGAGUAAUUAAAAUGCGCGUAUAUCUUAGUGGCAUGCCUGAAUUACGUCUUGGAUUAAAUGAUAAAAUUCUUUUUGAAACUACUGGACGUACAAAGAAUAAAGGUGUUGAAUUAGAAGAUGUUAGAUUUCAUCAAUGUGUUCGUUUAUCUCGUUUUGAAAAUGAUCGAACUAUAUCAUUUGUUCCACCGGAUGGAGAAUUUGAAUUAAUGUCUUAUCGACUUAAUACACAAGUUAAACCAUUAAUUUGGAUUGAAUCUGUUAUUGAAAAACAUGCUCAUUCACGUGUUGAAUAUAUGGUUAAAGCUAAAUCUCAAUUUAAACGUCGUUCAACGGCAAAUAAUGUUGAAAUUAUUAUACCUGUUCCAUCAGAUGCAGAUUCAGGACGAUUUAAAGCUACAAUAGGUUCUGUUAAAUAUGUUCCGGAAAGAAAUGCUAUGAUUUGGUCAAUUAAAUCAUUUCCGGGUGGUAAAGAAUUUUUAAUGCGUUCUCACUUUAAAUUGCCCAGUGUUGAAAGUGAAGAUCAUGAAGCUAAACCUCCAAUUGAAGUUAAAUUUGAAAUUCCUUAUUUUACUACAUCAGGCAUUCAGGUUCGAUAUUUAAAAAUAAUUGAAAAAAGUGGCUAUCAAGCAUUACCAUGGGUUCGAUAUAUAACACAAAAUGGUGAUUAUCAAAUACGGACGCAAUAA
Molecule: messenger RNA, 1254 nt
Organism: Rotaria sp. Silwood2
Lineage: Eukaryota; Metazoa; Rotifera; Eurotatoria; Philodinida; Philodinidae
Source: the annotation of a GenBank genome assembly